This is a messenger RNA of Gigantopelta aegis, 2460 nucleotides long. RefSeq lists its product as uncharacterized. The coding region runs from base 1 to 1194 and encodes 397 amino acids. Lineage: Eukaryota; Metazoa; Mollusca; Gastropoda; Neomphalida; Peltospiridae. The transcript is spliced from 5 exons. The record is from RefSeq and is a predicted model, not a curated record.
AUGUCUAUUGUACUGCCGAGAUUCGAACCUGCCUGCGCGGAAACGCCGACAGCAGACAACGUCGACAUCAGCAUCUACGCAAGCAAUUCGACGUGUGCGACAACGGCAACAUCGACGACAACAACAUCAAGACAUACUAUUCUAUAUACUCUUGUUGUUUCAAGAGGGAACUGGAUUGGAGAAUACCCCUACAGCCCCGGCGCGCCCUGUUCCAAGUGUGACAAGGGCUGCACCUGUAGCGACAGCCUCUGUGACGAAAGCGGCCACGACACGAGCAACGUUAUACAGACUGUGCAAGCACCAGCGGCGGCACCAAUAGCAUAUUACCGCCGAACUGAGUUACAUAGUUCUCAAAGCAAGGCGCCUUUGAAGUCCCUUGGAGUUGUGCAACGUGGCCAGAGUCAUAGUUGGCAAUGGUCUUCAAAGGGGGAUUCAAAAGUCCAGUACAGCCCACAGGUGCAAACCCAGUGGCAGACUCGUACCGUGUACCACAAGAAGCCUGUAUCCUUGCGCGCACUGUCUGGGGGCGAGCGCCAAUCACGUGGCCACGUGAUCAGGUCAGACGCGAGGUCAUCUUCUCGGUGUAUUGAUCGCCUGCCAUCGUGCCGAGCCUGGCAUCGGCAAUGCAAGACGAGCCGCGUGGUUCAGCUGUCCUGUCUGAAGACCUGCAACCGCUGCGACAGUGUGCACCAGAUCAUCAGCUACGACCACAGCAAACGCAGUAAACCCACAACGAACAACGCAAAGGAACGCAACAGGGCAAAGCAGCUUCGUCACAGACCGAACCACCGUGGAACGAUACAGCGCCAGCGUGCUGCGGCUGACGGAGGAACUAGUCCGAGUCGUCAUCGUCGUCGUCAUCGUCGGAUCGGAGCCUCGCAGCCAGGAACAAAAUUAAAGCCGAAGCCAGAUCGUCGUCGGGCUUUCAACGAGGUCGCAAAAUACAGAGGGCAACGGAUGCGAUACGGAGGGCGGAUUUCAACUUCCGGUCAAAACCGGAUGUUUAGAGCGAGAAAAGUUCAGACCAGAAGAAGACAAUCGCCCAGAAGACGACAAAGUUCUCGAAACAAAAGCACCUGUUCUGACGAUGACAAGUACUCGGACAGGUGUACAUACUGGCACCGGAGUGGAUACUGCGCUGAGAACCAGAUGAUGCGAGACGUAUUCUGCAGGAAAACAUGCGGAGGAUGUUGAUUCACAUGAACGCGUCCCGUUAUUCACUUUGUAACAUUAAACCAAAUAAACCACGUGGUAUUCUGAGCUUAGUCACGUGUGCAAUUCAGAAUCUGUAUUGCAAGGAGUCCAUGCAUGGUUUGACCAGAGUGCACGUUUUGUUGGUCGUACAACAACUUUCAGUUCUCCAAUUUGCUUGACAUAUGGCCGGAAACGCCAACAGGUGUCGGAUGUUUCACACUAAGCAUGUCACAGUGACGUGUGCUUAUUUAGAGAACUACUGGGGAUUUAUAUAUUGUUGAUGCAAUAGUCGUUAAAGGUACAAAGUCUUGUAGUGUAUCUGACUCAAAGUUUGUUUCUUGUUUAGAGUAUUCCUUGCUGUAUAUCAAGUGUGUUAUUGGUUGUUUGAUGAUAUUGGGAUUUCAUAAAUACCUUUUAUGAUCAUUGACGGAUCCAGGGAUAUAUUGCGAGGUGGGGCUGGGGGACUAACGGGAAAUGGAUCAACUCGUCAAUAGGGCAUCCAAUGAAAAAGAUGACAAAGGGGCACUUGGAUAUUUUUAAGUGGGCGGAUCACCUGCGCCCCUCCCUCCCCUCCCCCUUGUAUCCACCACUGGUGAUGUGUCAGGAUAAUUCAGGAUAUGUGAUUAUUCGGGACACUUCGAACAUGAGCGUUUACUCGUCUCCAUGACCUGUCUUUAGAACUGUUUAGAGUCAAGACUCAACUUCAAAUGACGUCACAUGCAUGCAAUGUGUAUGGCGUUGCCAUGGUGUUAAAGACUCAGCCUCUUUUUAGACGGGCUAGACUUCAAAAGUUUUAUAAGCAUCAGGCCAGAUUAGUUUGAACAUUUUCCUUUCGGUUGUGGGGUGGCUGAUUAUACAUUCGGAAUAAGGUUCACGUGAUUAUUUUAAGGAAAACGUUAAGUUUUAGACACAAAUAGUUGAACUACCAUACAGUGCUGUAGAAGGACCAGGUACACGUUCCACACUUGAAGCCAACAUGGCCCGGUUCUGGCCAACAUUUAUAUCCUGGCAUAAACAUUUGAUGGCAGUAUACUAUUUCGUUAAGAUCUAUGGAACUGCUAUUGCGCUUUGAAAACUUUGUUUUGUGAUGUAAUGUUACAUGAAAUAAACUGCUUUUAGUACAAAUUAACACAGUAUACACAGUUUUAUAUAUUGUGUAUAUAGAAAUUAGUGUAUGUAUAGAACACAUUGCUGCUAUAAUGCUGCGAAAUAAACUGUAUUAUAUAAUGUAAUGUGACAGGAAAUAAAAUAUGGUUUUGUAUUGCA